AAACAUGUUUAUUUGUUCUUAUAACUUGUUUUAUCAACUCCAAUACCUAGCCUAUCAGACUAAUAUUACUAUCAUAUUUUAUGAUCAAUCAUUGGAUCUUCCCUGAUCAAUCAUUGGCUCUGGUCGAUCAAUAACUGCCACUUUAUGUUUUCAAACUGAUCAAAUGGAAUAAAAUAUACAACCUCUAAUUGAAAAUAAAUUUUGAUUAUAUGGUUGCAUUCACCAGAAAAAGUACUACAACCUUGGUCAAGGAAGGAACAUCUUCACACAAUGUUAUUAGGAGAAAAUAUUAUUUGAUCACAAUCAUGUUCUUAACUGAUCAAUUACUGGUUCAUCCUUCUAACUGAUUAUAUUUUAUGUCAUGGUGAUUGAGAUGUAAUUGCACUGAAAAAAACUUCUGCUACAUUUAUCCAAUCAUGGAGAAAACACGAAAACGGAAACCAGCAAAAAUCUUUCCUGAAUCCAGAUCAAGACGUUUGGUAGAGAUGGCAGUCAAAGGAAAUCAUUCAACACAACCAACUUUCUACAAACAGCAUAUUAAGGCUCCUUGUAACAAUGGAAAUGAUAAUGUCGAUGAUGUCCCCAUAGUGACAGAAAAAACUCCAAUUAUGUCUGAUUUUGAUAAUAUCCACAGCUUAGAAACCACUACAGAAACGCCACAAGAUAAUACAACUGAUGCUUCACACCUGAAUGAAACUCAUCUCACUCAACCAACUUCUGACAAACAGCAUGAGGCUCCGUGUAACAAUCUUUAUGGAAAAAAUUGUUCUAAUGAUGUCCCCAAAGUGACAGAAGAAACUUUCGUCAUAUUUGAUGAUACUAUCAACUGCUUCGAGACCACAAUAAUUGAAACGCCACAAGACGAGUCAACUGAUACUUCAAACCUGAAUGACACUCAUCUUGCACAUCCAACUUCCUUAAAACAUCGCGAGGCUCCUUGUAACUAUGGAAAUUGUUAUAAUAAUGAUAUCCCUAUACUGACAGAAGAGACUCCAGUAAUAUUUGAUAAUAAUGAAAACUGCUUUGAGACCAUUAUACCGUGUUAG
Molecule: messenger RNA, 1046 nt
Organism: Nilaparvata lugens (brown planthopper)
Lineage: Eukaryota; Metazoa; Arthropoda; Insecta; Hemiptera; Delphacidae
Exons: 3
Coding region: 417-1046 (209 amino acids)
Source: RefSeq, a predicted model, not a curated record